This is a messenger RNA of Lotus japonicus, 887 nucleotides long. RefSeq lists its product as uncharacterized. Lineage: Eukaryota; Viridiplantae; Streptophyta; Magnoliopsida; Fabales; Fabaceae. The transcript has 3 exons. Gene Ontology annotation, molecular function: zinc ion binding. Bases 480 to 887 code for a protein of 135 amino acids. The record is from RefSeq and is a predicted model, not a curated record.
GAAAAUUUUUGCAUCAAAUUGGGUCCCUAGAAAAAAAUUUUUAAUUCAAUUAAGGCCAAAGUGUGCCAGCUCUCAAUUUUAUCCCAGUCAGCAUUUCCACGUGGCUUUUAUUAUUAUUUUUUAAUUUAAAAAAAUAAUUAAAAAUUAUUUUUAAUUCCAUCUCAGUUAAGUAAUCAGAAAAAAAAAUUAAAAAACUUAAUAAAUAACCUAAUCUAAUAAUCUAACUAAUAAACUAAUCUAACCUAAUCUAAUCCCAAAUCUAAUAAUCUAACCUAAUCUAAUCUAAUAAUCUAACCUAAAACAAAGCAUCAAAUUGAACCCAAUCCCAAAUUCCCAAUUGAACCCUAACUGAGGAGAACGAAGAACACGAUUGAGAGACAGCUCCACGAACGAGAGAGUUGCAGGAGGGAGGAAGGAGCUGAGCGAAGGGUGAAGAACGACAAGAAGAGAAGCGAACGAAGCUUGUUGGGUCGACUGAGAUGAAUUCUCAGAACCACGAAGCAUCGAAGAACCCAAGGCUCAGUGGUCGUUCAUCCACAUCUUGUCCUUCACCCUCACUUUCAUGCAAGACCUGUGGCUGUGGGAAAGAGGUAAUUCUCUACCGAUCCAAUUCCAAGAAUAACCCAGGAAAGCUAUUUUGGAGGUGCCCUGAUUGGAAGGAGAAAGGGACUUGUGGUUUUUUCGAAUGGGAUAAAGGUGUUGCUGCUGAAGAUGGUAUGCAGGGUUCUUCAAAUCUGAAUGAAGACAUAAAUGACAUUAUGGAAAAAAGGAUUGCUAGUUUGAGGGAAGAUGUUAAGGAAAAAAGGAUUGCUAGUUCUUCAAAUCUGAAUGAAGACAUAAAUGACAUAAAUGACAUUAUGGAUUCACUUCCACUUCAGGCACAGUAA